This is a messenger RNA of Fusarium mangiferae, 2265 nucleotides long. RefSeq lists its product as uncharacterized. The transcript has a single exon. Lineage: Eukaryota; Fungi; Ascomycota; Sordariomycetes; Hypocreales; Nectriaceae. Bases 1 to 2265 code for a protein of 754 amino acids. The record is from RefSeq and is a predicted model, not a curated record.
AUGUCCGCACGAGCAAACGAUAUAGAUUGGGAGCAGGCCUUGAAAAGUCUUGUCGGCCAUCUCGAUAGGUUCAUCGAACCGUCUGAUGGCGAGAUCUUCGGCCACCUCAAGUUCAGGGCCGCCGAGGGAGACAUCUUUGGGAUCCCGGCCAUGUUGUUUGAGCAUAGAAUUGAACUUGACACCAAGAUUGUUGUUGUCGUCUCUGAAAGCAAAAGGGCAAUGAUGGAUAAGAGCCUGAUGCCCAAAGCCAGCGCCAUCAUGCGGGCAGCUUUUCAAGCUGGACGAGCGCUCACAUCGGAAUUGGCAAUCUAUACGUACGGCGAGCUUUUCAACAUUCUCAAGAGCUUUAGAGACCCCAAUUCCUGGAACCAAGCUUCUCGGGGCUUCUGUGAUCCUUUCACAAUUUUCUUGAUGGAUGUGGACCCUGAUUUCAGUGCGGAAUUUGUCCUGGCGCUGAAUGCUGCGACUAUCUUCACCAAAACAUUCAAUGCCAAUCAGCAGAACCCAAACACCACUCUCAAGCUGGUGACCAUGUCAUCUGAGAGCAUCCAUCCACUCAUCUCGAGUUUGUUUAGGCGAUUCAACAUGAAUAUCCGGUUCUUUAAUCUACCCGUAGUUGACAACAACUACUGGCCCAAGAUGGUUUAUUCGGCCGACAUGAAGAAAGCACUGCGCAACAUCCAGGACGAGAUUAGGAAACAUGGUCACGGUCGGAAGAAUACCAUCAUCACGUUCUGCGGUGAAGAUCUUACGCCUGAUGAAUGGCGUGGAGACCGGUUCAUCAAAAACAUGAGACACAUCCAAGUGAUCCAUCCCGGGGUUCUAAACGUCAUCAAGAACGUCAAUGAAGAUAUGCUGGUUUCCUUUCCCGAGACCUUCGAGGCUGCCUUCAAACUUGAAAUUUCUGGAAAUGUGCAUAUAGUUGGAAGUCUUGUGCGGAAACGACGUAUCUUGGAUCGGCAGACUGGUCACGAGGUUGAAGCCACACUCAAGCUGUCGAAGCUAGAGCGUCAAGCCCAAAUGGAUGCGGCAUCGUGGUUCGACAUUGACCACAGUUUCGUAUGUUUCUAUGCACCCGAUCACUACCUUGACUCUCCCCAAUUCGACUUCCCUCGUCGCAUGAAGUUUGCCUGUGAGCAGAUUGACGGAUUUGCCGCGGCAUGGACGGAUCUAGGAAACUGGCCUGAUGAAACGUUCGAUCUUCUUAACCAUGUCUUGCACGUCGAAAACGGCACGGCUAACGACAAUGACCUCCUUCCUGGCAAGGCCACGGAAGAUGGGAUUGAUUAUUAUAAUAUCAAUACUGCUCUCGAUCAAACCUGGAAACGCUUGCAGCUCCAAGGCCUCAUCGGUCCUGUUUACACUUCGUAUGCAUUUGGUACAGCCAUCCCUGCCGGGCUUGCGGGGUUCUUUCACGACCUCAGCUAUGUUACAAAACAUAUUGGCAAGGCCGCACAUGCCAUGGCAAUAGAAUCUACGUCGUCAACUGUCAGUCAGCUCAAGAUGCACGUGCUUGCGGCUCUCUGGGUCGGCAUGAAGCGACUCGUCCAAAUCGACUGGCGAAACUCCAACGGGAAUACCAACCAGGAGAUUUGGAACCUUGUUGAUUUUGGCAGCACCGCCGCGAUUGCUCGGUACGGCACCCUAUGGUCCAAGUUGGGCUUGAUGGAGGCCGUCUGGGCGAAGCACGCUGCAGGGUCUUGUCCUAAUAGCACUGCUUCACAUAUCAUUGAUGGUCGCAUAUCAGCCUCCACGUUGGCGAGGUCAAAUUGGAUAAGGUAUAGGCAAUCCAUAUCCGCUUUGGCAGACCGUGAUGCGAUUGAAAUGCCUUCCGUCGAUGGCUUCUUCCUCAGAGAAUUCGAAUUUGAGAAAAGCGAUUACGACGACCUGUGUAAGCCCUUCAUGCAGGCAUACUCGAACCAGGUCGCCAUAGUCACGAAACGCGGCAACCAUUUGAAGAUGAUCGACUUUGCAUCUGGACAACAUCUGGAUUGCACGGAGGAUGUUAGGCAUCUGGUCGAUUGGGCAGAGAUCAUUCGACAGGAGGAAGACUCUCAAGUCCUUGGGUUCUAUACUUCAGCAUCUCGAGACUCGCGGGGUGUUAGAACCAAGAUCUCUGACUGGAACUGGAUCCCCAUUAGUCUCUGGGCAGAAUGGGGUCAGACUCUGAAAGUUACUCAUCAAGUGGGAACAGAAGCUUUCAAGACGCAAGGGGCCACCGGCCCGCUGCCCCGGGAUCGCAAACGGAACCCCGACGAAGUUUGA